AUGUCGAGCCUAGGCCGAGCGCUCGUGGGAGGUAGCAACAACAAUACAUCUACCAAGCAGGCAACCUUGCCAGGGAGCGUGCUCUCCCCCUCCCAGUAUGUGCAAAGUGGCAUCGUCAAUGUCUUUGUGGGCAGGAAGCGCAAAGAGUUCGCAAUCUAUAGAGAUCUUCUCAGCGUCAAAUCACCUUUUUUCGCUGCAAAACUCAAGAAAGAUUGGAACAACGAUAAGAACGAGAUUUACCUCGAAAAUGAGGAUCCAGAUGCAUUUAGUGCAUUGGUCGAUUGGAUGUUCAGCGGCAAACUACCUGACUUCUACAGCGAGCGGACGACUACGAGUAUAGCAUCAGUGACAGCUUUCUACAAGCUAGCCGACUUCCUACUGAUGCCAACAGCCAAGAACGACCUCAUUGACCAUGUGGUCAACCACCACAGGGCUAUGAACAGGCAUUACACUUUCCACCAUCUGUCGUAUGUUUGGGGUGUACAUGCCGUUGAUAAGCCUUUCUUGAAGAUGGUGCUGCAUUCAAUCAUCAAGAAUCUUGUGGUGAGGACGGACGACGUGUACCAGCUGGAAUAUUUGCGAGAAUAUCCAGAUCUGAUGCUUCUAGUCAUUAGGUAUCACAUCGGGUACAACAAACGACCAUGGGCCAGGAUCUGGGAAAACCCUCGUUGCGACUAUCACGACCAUUCUGAUGGGAGCAAGUGCGUUCCAAAGUUGUAA
This is a messenger RNA of Lithohypha guttulata, 720 nucleotides long. RefSeq lists its product as uncharacterized. Lineage: Eukaryota; Fungi; Ascomycota; Eurotiomycetes; Chaetothyriales; Trichomeriaceae. The coding region runs from base 1 to 720 and encodes 239 amino acids. Gene Ontology annotation, molecular function: protein binding. The record is from RefSeq and is a predicted model, not a curated record. The transcript is spliced from 2 exons.